CGCAUCAAUGUGUUGGAAAGCUUUGACAUUCAGAUCGGAGUUCGAAGCAGGACCACCCUUCACCAAGAAACGCUGGAUCAUAGAGAAGAGGCGAGAGAAAUGACGCAAGACACAAUGGAUGCUGCAAGCUCAAGAGGGAGCAGCAGUGGAGCAGCGAGCUCGCAGCUCGAUUCGCUUUCGUUUGCCUUGCUUACCUCCUCAACGCCUCUCGACGCCCGCUUUCGAGCUCUCUUUACGCUCAAAGGCUUAGCCUCUGCUCAAAGUUCACUUGUAGGGGCAGUUAUAGAGAUCAUCGGCAAGGGCUUCGCGGAUGACUCGGCGUUGCUCAAGCACGAGCUUGCCUACUGCCUCGGCCAGAUCGCCGACCUACGCGCCGUUUCCACGCUCGAGAGCGUCGUGCGCGAUGACAAACAGGAUAUUAUGGUCCGGCACGAGGCGGCCGAGGCACUUGGCGCCAUCUCGAGCUGGCAGAGUCUUCCACUACUCAAGGAGUACGCUCAGCGCCCAGGAGAAGACAUCAGCGUUGUUGAGACGUGCGAGCUAGCGAUUCACAAGAUCGAAUGGGACCAUUCCGACGAAGGCAAGAAGCAGCGAGCAGAAGAAGCCGAAAGGAAGAAGCAGGCUACCGAGGCCGGCGCUGGAGGGCAUGAGGCAUUUGCGCCUAUAGACCCUGCCCCACCGCUGGCCGCCAAGGCAUCUCUAUCAUCAGGGCAAAAGGAUGCCGCAGCCUCAUCACUUUCCUCCCUCGAUCCAGCAGUGUACGACAUUGUCUCCUUGCGAAGCAUACUGACCAAUCGCGACCUGCCGCUCUUUGAACGCUACCGCGCUAUGUUCUCCCUGCGCAACGCCGUGCACGCGUGCCUACGUGCCUCCGAGCAGACACACGUGCGCGAGAUCCCGCCGCAGCAGGCGCGCGCUGAGUCGCGCCUGCUUCGACAAAAGGCUGAGCAGGCCGUGCUCGCGCUCGCCGCGGGCCUCGAGAAGGGCGAGAAGUCCGCGCUAUUCAGGCACGAGAUUUGCUUCGUCUUCGGCGAGCUGUGCCACCGCGCAAGCAUCAAGUCAAUGCUGCAAGUACUCAACGACAGCGAGGAGCAUGAAAUGGUCCGGCACGAGGCGGCCGAGGCGCUCGGUGGCAUCGCCGAGGAAGUAGGCGAGGACGAGGACGGCGAGGCGGCAUCUGCAGAGCCAGGAGAGGACGAGCUGAAGAGCGUCAUGCACGCGCUCAAGCGAUGGGCCAACGACGCAACUGCGCCGCGCGUCGUCCGAGAAAGCUGUGUUGUCGCGCUCGAUGAGAUGGCCUACAACAACGAUCCGUCGCAGUUCCAGCCCAUGGACUCUGCGCCUGUUGCGACGGCGGCGUAAAGCGAACCCACCUAUAUGUAUUCACAGCCAUGGUUCCUGAUUCGUUCACUCCAACGCACUGUUUGAAAUCGUCCCCAUUUGCCCGUAGCAUUAGUGUAGUACAUUUGCAAACCCAGAAGAGGAAUACAACACCGUCCG
Tilletiaria anomala UBC 951 is the source of this 1500-nucleotide messenger RNA. RefSeq names its product ARM repeat-containing protein. Gene Ontology annotation, biological process: peptidyl-hypusine biosynthetic process. NCBI's taxonomy places the organism in Eukaryota, Fungi, Basidiomycota, Exobasidiomycetes, Georgefischeriales, Tilletiariaceae. The transcript is spliced from 3 exons. The record is from RefSeq and is a predicted model, not a curated record. Bases 115 to 1362 code for a protein of 415 amino acids. Gene Ontology annotation, molecular function: deoxyhypusine monooxygenase activity.